This is a messenger RNA of Mus musculus (house mouse), 3818 nucleotides long. It is a transcript of the gene Plcd4, whose product is annotated as phospholipase C, delta 4. Gene Ontology annotation, biological process: lipid metabolic process; signal transduction; intracellular signal transduction. Gene Ontology annotation, molecular function: C-type glycerophospholipase activity; calcium ion binding; phosphoric diester hydrolase activity. Gene Ontology annotation, cellular component: nucleus; cytoplasm; endoplasmic reticulum. NCBI's taxonomy places the organism in Eukaryota, Metazoa, Chordata, Mammalia, Rodentia, Muridae. The transcript is spliced from 17 exons. The record is from RefSeq and is a predicted model, not a curated record. Bases 1085 to 3586 code for a protein of 833 amino acids.
CUCAUCAAUAAAUAGAUAUCCUGUCACUGAACAAAUGAUUACAAGAGAAAAGAGGACAUUAGGGUGUGUGUGGGGGCGGUUGCUGAGGAUGUGGUUCAGCUGGCAAAGUACUUGCCCACUAUACACACAGAUCUGGGUUUCAUCCUCACCACCAUUUAAACUGGCCACAGUGGUGCACACCUGAGUCUCAGCACUCAAGCGGUGGAGGCAGGAGGAUCUAUAAGGUCAUCCAUCCCCAGCUACAAAUCAAGUUUAAGAACAUAUCAAAUUCAAGGUUAGUCUGGGCCACAAGAAACCCUGUCUCAAGAAACAAACAAACAAAAGCAGCCACCAUAUACACAGGAGCUGUUUCACACGUGUGCACAGAUACUGUCCCUUCAAACUACUGUUUCUUCCUUUCUCCCUGUCUUGCUCAGCUCCUGUAUUUUUACAGACUCAGAUUGACUGCCCUUUCGAGGCAGGAUGCAGAAACACAGGAGCAAGCUGGUGGAAAGCGAUACCAUGGAGAGCAGCCAGAUGAAUUGAGGGCAAAAACAGCGGUAUUCCACACAGACUCUGAGCAGAAUGAAAAGCAGUGAUUCACAGCACACUGCAGUAAACAGGCUUGGCUUUCACUCUGAGAACAAUUGUGGGAUUGGGGUCAGUAAGGGGUCCAGGUGGGGAGGCAUCAAGAUACAAGGCAGCCAGGCUCCUCCUCCCUAGAGAUGCGUCGCUAUCAACCUCAAUCCAUUGCCUUAAUCCUUUUCUGCAACCCCACCCCCACAAUUCCUCCUGUUGACCAGUGCCCUGGGCCUUUAAGAGUUGGAUAGGCUGGACCUAGGAGAGCGCUCACACCUCUCCCCACCCCACUCCUCCUCUCUGGCUGUAACUCUGCCAGUUUACAGCAGCAAACUGCAGUGGAGGGUGGAAGCAGUCAAGUGCAAAGGAGAAAAGGAGUCUUGUUCUCAGCGGAGAGCACUGCGGAGCUCGGGAGGCGACCCUCGCAGACACAAGAUUACUAUCCUACCUACGGAUUCACCCAAAGCCCUUUGCUCCUCCUUGUUCCGUUAGGUGACUCUGGCACCAGCUGGUGGAGCAGUGGGUGAUGACAUCUCAGAUUCAAGACCUACUAGCCACUGAUCAGGACCUGCUGCUGAUGCAAGAAGGCACAAUGAUGCGCAAGGUGAGGACCAAAAGCUGGAAGAAGCUAAGAUACUUCAGACUUCAGAAUGACGGCAUGACAGUCUGGCAUGGAAGUCAACCAGAAAGCAUGCCCAAGCCCACUUUUUCGAUCUCUGAUGUGGAGAGGAUACGUAAGGGGCAGGAUUCUGAGUUGUUGCGCUAUCUGGUGGAGGAGUUUCCCCUGGAGCAAGGGUUCACCGUUGUCUUUCAUGGGCGCCGCCCCAACCUGGACCUAGUGGCCAACAGUGUUGAAGAGGCCCAGAUUUGGAUGCGAGGACUCCAGCUGUUGGUGGAUCUUGUUGCCAGCAUGGACCACCAGGAGCAAAUGGAUCAAAUGUUGAAUGAGUGGUUCCAGCAAGCAGACAGAAACCAGGAUGGCCGGAUGAGUUUCAGAGAAGCUCAACGGCUGCUGCUUCUGAUGAACGUGGAAAUGGAUGAAGAGUACGCCUUCAGUCUUUUCCAGGAGGCAGAUGUUACCCAGUCUGAUGAUCUGGGGUCGGAAGAAUUUGUACAGUUCUAUAAGGCCCUGACUAAGCGCACUGAGAUUGAAGAAAUAUUUGAGGACUUCUCAUCUGACAAACAGAAGCUGACCUUGCUGGAAUUUGUGGAUUUCCUUAGAAAGGAACAGAAAGAAAAAGACCAUGCUCCUGACCUCGCUCUGGAACUCAUUGACCGCUAUGAGCCUUCUGAGAAUGGCCGAUUGCUGCAUGUGCUGAGCAAGGAUGGCUUCCUCAAGUACCUCUGCUCGAAGGAUGGAAACAUCUUCAACAGUGACUGCCUCCCUAUCUACCAGGAUAUGACUCAGCCUCUGAGCCACUACUACAUUAACUCUUCUCACAACACCUACCUAGUGGGGGACCAGCUUUGCGGCCAGAGCAGCGUUGAAGGAUACAUACGGGCCUUGAAACGGGGGUGCCGCUGUGUGGAGGUGGACACGUGGGAUGGACCUGAUGGAGAGCCUGUUGUUUAUCAUGGGCAUACCCUGACCUCUCGCAUCCUAUUCAAAGAUGUGUUGGCAACUCUCGCGCAAUAUGCCUUCCAGUCAUCAGACUACCCUCUCAUCUUGUCUCUGGAAAACCACUGCACCUGGGAACAGCAGAGGACCAUGGCACACCAUCUGACCGAGAUCCUGGGAGAGCAGCUGCUGAGGAACACCCUAGAGGGAUUGCUGGUUGACAGCAUGCCCUCGCCAGAGCAGCUUCGGGGGAAGAUCUUGGUGAAAGGAAAGAAGUUAAGAACAAUUGAAGUUGACAAGGAAGAAGAAGAAGAAGAAGAAGAAGAAGAGCUGGAGAAAGAUGAGGGGCCAGAUCUGGACCCAGCCUCCCCUGAGUUGGACACUCAACCUCAGCCUGAGACCCAGGGGCAGGCCGCUGGGAACAAGAAGGAGAGGAAGAAGAAGGUUAUGAAGUGUCCGAUGUCUUGUCUGCUUAUCUGUGGUCAUGUUAUGGCCCAGGCUCCUAGUUCCAUUCCUGAGUCCAUUCUCUUGUCAAAGCAGUUUCUUCUCCUGAGUUCCACAACCAUCAUGUGCCCAGACCUAUCUGCCCUGGUUGUCUACUUGAGGACUGUCCCCUUCUGCAGCUUCACUCAUUCCAAAGAAAACUACCACAUCUAUGACAUUUCAUCCUUUUCUGAGUCCAAGGCCAAGAACCUCAUCAAGGAGGCAGGCAACGAGUUUGUACAGCACAAUGCCAGACAGUUAUGCCGCGUGUAUCCCAGUGGUCUGAGGACAGAUUCAUCCAACUUUAACCCCCAGGAACACUGGAAUGUAGGCUGCCAGAUGGUGGCUAUGAAUAUGCAGACUGCAGGAAGUGCAAUGGAUAUCUGUGAUGGGCUCUUCCGCCAGAAUGGUGGCUCUGGCUAUGUGCUGAAGCCAGAAUUCCUGAGAGAUACCCAGAGUUCAUUCAAUCCUGAGAGGCCAAUUAGUCUUUAUAAGGCCCAGAUCCUUGUAGUCCAGGUGAUCAGUGGCCAACAACUCCCCAAAGUGGAUAAAACCAAAGAGACAACCGUUGUGGAUCCACUGGUGAAAGUAGAGCUCUAUGGUGUUCCUGAAGACACAAAGGAGCAAGAGACCAGCCAUGUGGAGAACAAUGGUAUUAAUCCAUACUGGGGGGAGACUUUCUAUUUCCGGCUCCAGGUACCUGAACUUGCUAUGUUGCGUUUUGUGGUAAAGGAUUAUAGCAGGAAAUCCCGAAAUAACUUUAUUGGCCAAUACACCCUACCUUGGACCUGUAUGAAACAAGGUGAGACAAACCUUGGACUCUUGGCCAAUAUCCCAACUGUGGCUCCCUUCCUGAUUGAAUUCUUCUGCCCAUUUCCAGGCUACCGACAUGUAUCCUUGCUCUCCAGAGAUGGCACUAGCCUCAAUCCAGCUUCCAUCUUUGUAUACACCUGCAUGCAGGAAGACCUGGAUAUGGAUGAGCCCUGAGAAACACAGGGAGGGCCUUGAAGAACAAUCUACAGAUGCACAAUCCUUUCCAACCUACAACUUCCUCAAAAUCCAGAGCCAGCCAAAGGAUCAAUGAAGGAUCAAGGUUGCCAGGCAAAGGUUGAGGAAGAAUGCCUGACUCAAAACUGUGACUCUAGAGAACAAUGCACAGCCCUGAGACCCCACUGGACUGCUGCUCCUUAGCUGGUCUAAAUAGAGCUUCUCUGUCCGA